Molecule: messenger RNA, 1121 nt
Organism: Labrus mixtus (cuckoo wrasse)
Lineage: Eukaryota; Metazoa; Chordata; Actinopteri; Labriformes; Labridae
Gene: arl3l1
Product: ADP ribosylation factor like GTPase 3, like 1
Exons: 6
Coding region: 214-777 (187 amino acids)
Biological process (GO): cilium assembly
Cellular component (GO): microtubule cytoskeleton; cytoplasm
Molecular function (GO): GTPase activity; GTP binding
Source: RefSeq, a predicted model, not a curated record
UCUUGCUCACAAACCUUACAGCGGCAAUUGACGCCCAGGUAGACAUUACUAUCACAUAGACUCAUAGCACUUAACCAACCCAAGUUUACAGAGGCUGCUGGAACCCUCUCUGAAUAGCUAACCUGGGGGACCUGGAUAGCUAACACACCUGUGUGAGCUUCAUUGGAGAAUGUAGCUGCAGCCCUCCAGCCAAGCCACAGGAAACGUGCCACCAUGGGAGAAGCUCAAAAGGGCUUACUCUCUGUCAUUGAGAAACUGAAGGGAUCCACAGAGCAGGAGGUCAGGAUAGUGCUGCUCGGGUUGGACAACGCUGGAAAGACCACCCUGCUAAAGAGCCUUGCCUCAGAGGACGUGAACACCAUCACACCAACGCAGGGCUUCAACAUCAAGAGCGUCGCCUCUCAUGGUAUGAAACUCAAUGUUUGGGACAUUGGAGGACAGAGGAAGAUCAGGCCCUUCUGGAAAAAGUACCUGGAAAACACAGACCUAUUGAUCUAUGUUAUUGACAGUGCAGACAAGAAGCGGUUUGAGGAGACGGGACUGGAGCUGUCUGAGCUGAUCGAUGAGGAGAAUCUAAAGGGAGUUCCUGUGCUCAUCUUCGCCAACAAGCAGGAUCUAGCCACAGCAUCACCAGCCAGUGAGGUCGCUGAGGGACUCAACCUGCAUACGUACCGUGACCGUGAGUGGCAGAUUCAGGCCUGCUCAGCCGUGUCUGGGGAGGGAGUUCAGGAUGGCAUGAACUGGAUUUGCAACAACAUUGUGAACAAGAAGAAAUGAAACAUCCUCACAAACAAAAGCGGUAUCAGAGUCAAACAGAUAUCAAGCUUCACAAAGGUGAUUUAACAAUAUAAAUAACAGGCAGUUGAACAUCAACACAGCAUCUUCAAAGUUCCUGCUCCCCUGGAAGAUUUGAAUGAUAUUUCUGUUUUUACAAUCCGUGUUAUUUUUAUGGAUAUUUUGCAAAUUCAAAAGAGUUAGCUUCAUUACGUAAAUUAUAGGCACAAUGUAUGUUUUUGGUCCCCCUGUCGCCCAGGGAUCUUUGUCUGGUGAAUUUGUCUGUUUUCUUUAAGUGGGAGAAAACCAAACUGAGUGUGUAGCCAUGUAGACCUGCUGGAGAUUUU